Myxocyprinus asiaticus (Chinese sucker) is the source of this 1118-nucleotide messenger RNA. RefSeq names its product kinetochore protein Spc25-like. The transcript has 7 exons. Gene Ontology annotation, biological process: chromosome segregation. Gene Ontology annotation, cellular component: Ndc80 complex. Lineage: Eukaryota; Metazoa; Chordata; Actinopteri; Cypriniformes; Catostomidae. Bases 161 to 871 code for a protein of 236 amino acids. The record is from RefSeq and is a predicted model, not a curated record.
AAGACUACCACUAAAAUGCAACUAUUUUGUUAUAACUAUGACGCGUCGCGUUUAACUGACGUCAUUUCCCGAUCAACUGUUGUUGACGUUCCGGGCGCGGAUUUUUGAAAACAACGAAAUUAAAAGUUGCCUUUAUUUUGGCUCCAUACAACUGCUCAGUAUGGCAUCUAUCCGAGAUUAUAACGUGGUGGAGCAGUUCAACAGCAGGCUGGAGGAGAUCCGGACCAAACUGCUCGAUCAGGCGAUGGGAGAGGUGCUCAAUGACACGGCUGCAGAGCUCUGUCAAGAACACAGACGCUACAUGAAAUCUGUCUUGGAUACUUGCAUAAAGAAAUGCAAGGAGGAUGAAACCAUGUUUGACAGAAUACAUGCAUAUCAAGAAGAUUUGAAGGAUAAAACAUCAUUAUUGAGAGAGAAGAGGACUGUACAUCUUGAGGUUGGUUCGGAGAUUGAAGACAAGGAGCACCACAAAGCACUCUUAAUUCAGAGGAUUGAGAAGCUGAAGAGGGAUCAGGCCAAAAACAGGGAAUUGAUUCAGUCACAAAAUAAAGCCAACAAAGACAGACUGAAGAAGCUGAACAAAUGUAAGGAUGUCUUUCAGAAACACCUGAGUCUUGAGAUAAGAAAAAUCCAAGGUGAGAAGCUCCAGUUUGUCUUCAGGAACAUCAGUCGUAAAGAUCCUGACAUCGUCCAUACAUUCCUCCUACAGCUUGAUGCGGAGGGCGUUUACCACAUCAUCUCCUGCGAUCCUCCACUGGAGAAAAUGGCAUAUCUAGAGCGCAGACUCCAGGAGACAAACAAUUUUUCUGCUUUCCUCGCUAAUGUCAGGAGAGAGUUUGUGGCACUUCAUAGUGGUGCAAAGACGGCCUGACUAAAGAGGAGUUGCUGAUUGUUCAUUUUAGAUCCAUCACCACUUCAUGAGAUCCAUUUGAAACUGUCAAUGACUAAGACAUCAUAUUUAUAAGCAUAGUUAUCACAUGUAUCAUUUUAUUUACCUUCAUCAGUCGAUUUGAAAUAUCUGAUUUAAGUUUUGUAUCCAUUCAUUUGUUGAUUUUAUUUUAGCAAUAAACAUUUAUUAAACUCAAACAUGAAAGAAAAAAAUCUACAAUAAAAUUGUU